AUGGCUCAUGGGAAGAAACCAGGGAAGAUCACCAGAAUCCUGGGACCCAGCCCUUCAUCAUGCCCAGGAGGAUCCAUAGAGAAGAAGCCAGGAACUAUUAGGAGAAUAUUGGCCCCCAGUCCUCCGCCCAGCCCGGGUCCCACAGGAUCCACAGAGGAGUCUAAUGAAGGACCUCAUGAUGAAGGACCUCAGAAAGAAAGACCACAGAGUUUGAGGCGUAAGGACCCGCCACCCUGCCCUGACCCCCUAUCCACAGGGGAGCCUACUGAUGAAGAACCCUGGGGUCUGAGCAGCAAAGGCACAACUGAAAGACUACAUGAUGGAAUUCGGAGUCUGAAGAGUGAAGGCCCUCCUCAACACUCGCAGAGCACCAGCAAUGAGGAGCUGGACAAUAACAAUGAAGAGAGGACCCCUGGGCCUGCAUCACCUGUCCCUGCUAGCCCAACCCAGGUCCGCCCAACCCAGGCCUACAGCAAAAUGACCCAGGCCCAGAACUACCCUCGGCAGUCAGACGCCCAGGCCAAGAACUACCCUCGGCAGUCAGACGCCCAGGCCCAGAACUACCCUCGGCAGUCAGACGCCCAGGCCCAGAACUACCCUCGGCAGUCAGACGCCCAGGCCCAGAACUACCCUCGGCAGUCAGACGCCCAGGCCCAGAACUACCCUCGGCAGUCAGACGCCCAGGCCCAGAACUACUCUCGGCAGUCAGACGCCCAGGCCCAGCAGCAUCUCAGAGAGAUUCCAACGAGCCCCAGCACCAGGCCCACCUCUGACUCCCCAUCCAGUCAGGAGACAGGAGACAGGAGACAGUCCAGGGCUGUUAAACCAUCACCUGUCCUUACCAGUCCUUACCAGCCGUGUCUGAUUAGUCCCUCCAGUUCACCUCUUCCUGUCCCUGCUAGAGCUAGUGUCUCCUCCAAGAUCUCUCUGAACCUGCCCGGUGACUCCACCACCCCUGACAGCUUGGAGGAGGAGGAGGACAGCUGCUCAGAGUACGACAAUGUGGGUUCAGAUGUGGAAGGUGUGGAGCAAGACAUUGAUCAGGUGCUGCAGGUGGAAGACCAGGGUAUGGAGGUGAGGUACUACCCUGAGGCGCAGGAUGGUAUCUAUGUGGAACACCAAGACGGAACCUACAUUAAACACCAAGACGGAACCUACGUGAAACACCAAGACGAAACCUACGUGAAACACCAAGACGAAACCUACGUGAAACACCAAGACGGAACCUACGUGAAACACCAAGACGAAACCUACAUUAAACACCAAGAAACACACAAGACGGAACCUACGGACAGGGAAGAUGGUAAGGUCUACUCUUUGAGAAACUGUGACACCCCUGAGGACAGAACGAUCUCAGUGUGUGUCUCAGAGUCCCCACAAAGGGCCCCCUAUAGGGGAAGUGGAGGGGGAAGGGAUUGGAUUUGUGAUGCCCCUCAAAGGGCCCAUAAGGAGGUGAAGAGGCAGGGGAGGGGAGGAGGACGAGGUGGGAGGAGCGAGAGGGGAGGAGGAAAGAGUGGGAGGGAAGGAGGAAGGGUCGGGAGGGAAACUGACAGGGAGGAAGACACCGGACAGAUAGUAUCUGAGAUUAAGGUAUGUAUGAGCAGUAGCAGCAGCUCAGAGACACAGGACUGCAGAGAGGCUGCUAUCAGGCCCAGACCACCAAGGCCAAGGCCCAGGCCUAGAUCCGGGCCCAGUUCCAGCACCCCACAACCUCACCAGACACAAUCCCACACCCAGACCCGCCCAAAACAGGCCUACCAGACACACACCUACCUGACAGAGUGCCAUACUGGACCGACAAAAGCCCACCCAGCACAGAACCACCACCUAGAGGCUCAGAGCGACGCCCGACAGAGCCAGCAGACUAAGACACAGGACUGCAGAGACGGUGCCAUCAGUUCUAUACCUAGAUCUGGCUUCAUCACACCACACCCUCACCCUCCUCAAACCCCGGCCCAAACGCAGCACAGCCAGGCCCAGCAGACACACACCCAGCCUCCCCAGAUCUGCCCAAAACAGGCCCAUCCGGCAAAGACACAGGCCCAGACCCAGGCCCGACAGGUCCUGCCGACAAAGGCCCAAAACCACAAGAGACAAGCACCCACCCAUCCGACACAGGCCCAGACACUGCAGCACCACAGAGAAGGUUCCGUCAGGCCCACCUUUGACUGCCCUCCCACUCACCAGACCCAGACCCAGCAGACUCAGCAUCGCAGAGAGAGUCUCACCACUGAGCCUACACACAGCCAGGAGAGCCAGGCUCAGACCCAGCAGUCAGAGGCCCAGACCCAAGCCUGGCAAAUUCAGGAUCGGAGAGGGAGUCCCAUCACUUCUGACCCUCCUCCCACCCACCAGACCCAGGCCCAGAACCAUCCUCGGCAGCAAGAGGCCUGGCAGACCAUGCAACACCGUAGAGAGAGCCUUACCAGCCCCAGGCCCGACUCUGACUCCCCACCCAGUAAAGCCCAAAAUGACCAGUUUCCGUCCCAGCAGCACUACAGAGAGAGUCUCCCCAGGUCCCGGCCCACUUCUGCCUCCCCUCCCAGCCACAAGACUCAAAUGCAGGACCACACUCCCCACACCCGACAGACACCGCAGCAUCGCAGAGAGAGCACCACCAGUCCCAGGCCCCCCUCUGACUCCCCUCCCCUCCAGGAGAGCCACCAGGCCCACAUCCAGGCCCACUCUUUUCAGACCGAGAGCCAGGGCAGACAGACCCAGCAGCAUUGCAGAGAGAACACCACCAGCCUCAGCCCAAGGCCGACUUCUAACUCCACUCCUAGCCUGGAGAGCCAUCCAAGGAUUGUCAAUGUAUCACCAGCUUCACAUCAGAACACAGAGCCACAGAGGGAGUCCCCAGAGGAGAGACAGACAAGAACACAGACACAGAUGCCUCACGAUGUCUCAGAGCAGCAGCCAGGCAGGCCCCAGUGCCCAGAGCCCCGGGCCCUACAGAAGGACAGCAACAACACACCUCAGCCUGAACCAACACAGAACAACGCCUCGUUCCCCAGCUUCGUGGAUGUCCCAGGUCCGUGUGAGCCGGAGGACCUGAUCGAUGGGAUCAUCUUUGCUGCUAACUACCUUGGUUCCACACAGCUGCUGUCUGACAAGAACCCAUCUAAAGGAACACGCAUGGCCCAGGCGCAGGAGGCUGUCAGCCAGGUCAAGAGCCAAGAUGAAGACUCUCAGAUGGUGACAGAAGUUGACCUCUUCAUCUCCACCAAAGCAGUCAAAGUGCUGAAUGCUGACACACAGGAGACGCUGAUGGACAGUGCGUUGCGUUCAAUAUCCUACAUCGCAGACAUCGGGAGCAUCGUGGUUCUGAUGGCUCGUACCCGUAUGGCAGGAACAUCCUCGCAGGACUGUACUGAAGCUGAUAUCUCCUCCUCAGAGGGACAGAUACACUACAGAAUGAUCUGCUAUGUCUUUGAGUCAGAAGACGCCCAGCUCAUUGCCCAGUCCAUCGGACAGGCAUUCAGCGUUGCCUACAGGGAGUUCCUCCGAGCCAAUGGGAUCAAUCCUAAGGACCUGAGUCAGAAGCAAUACAGUGACAUCAUCAAUUCCCAGGAAAUGUACAAUGACGACCUGGUCCAUUUCUCAAACUCUGACAACUGUAAAGAGCUGGAGUUGGAGAAGCAGAAGGGCGAGAGCCUAGGUGUGGUGAUAGUGGAGUCUGGCUGGGGCUCCAUCCUGCCUACGGUGAUCCUAGCUAACAUGUUGAACAGCGGCCCAGCUGCCCGCUCUGGGAAGCUCAACGUGGGAGACCAGAUCAUGUCCAUCAACAACACUAGCCUGGUAGGGCUACCACUAGCUACCUGCCAGGGUAUCAUCAAGGGUCUGAAGAGCCAGGUUCAGGUGAAGCUGAGCAUCGUGAGUUGUCCUCCUGUCACCACUGUCCUCAUCAAGAGACCCGACCUCAAGUUUCAGCUGGGCUUCAGUGUUCAGAACGGCAUCAUCUGUAGUCUGAUGCGCGGCGGUAUCGCAGAGCGAGGAGGGGUGCGAGUCGGCCACAGGAUCAUUGAGAUCAAUGGGCAGAGUGUGGUUGCCAUGCCGCAUGAGAAGAUAGUCCAGACCCUGUCUGUAUCAGUGGGAGAGAUCAACAUGAAGACCAUGCCUGCAGUGAUGUUCAGACUGUUAACAGGACAGGAGACUCCUGUUUACAUCUAGUCUCUCCAUGCUUGCUCCCUCAAUGGCACCCUUUUUCCUGUGUAGUGCACUACUUCUAACCAUGGCCCAUAUGGCUGUAGGUUCACUAUGUGAGGAAUAGGGUGGCAUUUGGUAUGCAUUUUUUUUCUGCGUACUCUCUCACUGCUUCUGCAUGUCUAGGAGAAAGAUGGUGGACAGACAGGAUGGGUGACAGGCAGAGGAGGCUGGUAUUCCAGCCAUUCCAAUGAGCCUGUCCUCCGGUUUAUAGUGACACCAGCCUCCACUGGUGACAGGGUGGUGAUACAUUAGCAACAAUUAUUUUUUCUAUAUCAUUUUAUUUUGGGGGUAAUAUGUUACUUUGCUGAAAAUGUCAACAACAACAACAACAAUUCAACUUCAGGGCUUAGUUGGAGUAGCCUGGAUAACACAUUGUUUGGCGAUGACGCGUAGUACAAUGUUAGCUAAACAGACUGGUACCAGCCUAUAAUUGAACAGCCACAUGGUCAUAAUGGUUUGAUGUGUACAGUGUGUGUGUGUGAAUACGUGUGAAUACUGUUAAAAUAACUGUAAAUGCAAGGUAAAUUAUUAUGUUCUUAUGACUAGAUUGCAAACAAACAUUUUAUUUCCAAUUUAAUAACGUGCCAGAUUAAACAAUUGUAGUGACAUAAAUGUGUUGAUACAGUAACUGAACUUAUUGUAGGGAAGGGGUUGGUCUGUCGUUAUUCUUCAAUAGCAGGGAUAUUUAAGCUACAUCCCGUGCAUACCUAAACAGCAUAGGACAAGGCUAUUCUUCAAUAGCAGGGGUAUUUAAGCUACGUUCCGUGUAUACCUAAACAGCAUAGGACAAGGCUAUUAUUCAAUAGCAGGGGUAUUUAAGCUAUGUCCCGUGUAUACCUAAACAGCAUAAGACAAGGCUAUUCUUCAAUAACAGGGGUAUUUAAGCUACGUCCCGUGUAUACCUAAACAGCAUAGGACAAGGCUAUUCUUCAAUAGCAGGGGUAUUUAAGCUAUGUCCCGUGCAUACCUAAACAGCAUAGGACAAGGCUAUUCUUCAAUAGCAGGGCUAUUUAAGCUAUGUCCCGUGUAUACCUAAACAGCAUAAGACAAGGCUAUUCUUCAAUAACAGGGGUAUUUAAGCUACGUCCCGUGUAUACCUAAACAGCAUAGGACAAGGCUAUUCUUCAAUAGCAGGGGUAUUUAAGCUAUGUCCCGUGCAUACCUAAACAGCAUAGGACAAGGCUAUUCUUCAAUAGCAGGGCUAUUGUUGCCUGGUCUGUCAUUGGAGCCUGCCAUGCCAAUGCAUAACUACUACCUUAGGAGUUGGUAAGACAACAACACAGACCGAUCU
Molecule: messenger RNA, 5497 nt
Organism: Oncorhynchus masou masou (cherry salmon)
Lineage: Eukaryota; Metazoa; Chordata; Actinopteri; Salmoniformes; Salmonidae
Exons: 11
Coding region: 1-4170 (1389 amino acids)
Biological process (GO): chemical synaptic transmission
Cellular component (GO): cytoplasm; plasma membrane; dendritic spine
Molecular function (GO): amyloid-beta binding; protein binding
Source: RefSeq, a predicted model, not a curated record